AUGACCAUGCUUUUCGUCACCUGUAAGUUCGAGCGACCGCCUUCUGCGAGCGGCGGUUCCUUUUCCAACCUCACAUGUGCUCUCUUUCUACCCGCAGUCGGCCUGCAAAUCCUCUUCCUCGCCGCCAGCUCCAUCCCCUUUGACUGCAUCGGCACCAUCUACCUCUCGGGUUCGCAAGCUCCUCUUCUACCCACUUCGAUGACAACGCGUGAUUCAUUGGACGAAAAGGAAUUUGAUAUCUCGCCCCAUCUACUCGUGAUCGAUGUCGACCCGAUGGAGGAACGUCUGAGUGGGGAUACCUAUUAG
Microbotryum saponariae is the source of this 306-nucleotide messenger RNA. Lineage: Eukaryota; Fungi; Basidiomycota; Microbotryomycetes; Microbotryales; Microbotryaceae. The record is from the annotation of a GenBank genome assembly.